UCUAGUGGUUCAAUGCGGAUGUGAUUUAAUGGUUAGACUUGAUAACAACCUGGUGCUUUAUUUCCUCACUGUCACCCCCCUCCCCCAUGUAAUUUCUAAUGUAUACAGGGCUGUACAAGUGCGGUGCGUGUCUUGUUUCAGUAUUUGGACACUGUACGGACAAGAGGCCAAGUUACGUAGCGUGUAAAUUUGUCGACACCCGGAGAAUAGCUAAUAUCUGAGUAUGAAGCCAUUAGAGGCGAUGAUUGAAUAGCUUGGUGACUUUCUGAACGACCAGACUGUCGCAGUAUAAACAGUGAUUGAGGGUAUUCUGACGAGAUGAGGGUAGGUACACGGACAACCAGACCUUGUUUGUUGUGCCCCCGGAUUAACUCCUUGUUUGCCGCCAGAAUUACUGUCCCAUGUAAGGGUCCGUGAGUAAAUACACAUUCUAUCUUGAUCAUGCUUCCGAAGAAUAGGAACCAUUGUGAUAUUUGUUUAUCAUUUGGAGAGAUGUUAUUUUACAAGCAUAAUUUUAAAGAAUCAAAUGAAAGUGUCACUAAAAUCUGGAGAUGUCGUCCUUCCAUCGAGAUCCAUUUCACAUUCCAGUAAAAAUUCUCAAGAUGAAGCAUGUUGUUUUAACUACGGGUUUAAUGUCGAACAAAAUCUCUUAGAGAGAUACACGUACCAGGAUAUAUUAGAUCGUAUCAUAAGUGGAAUAUCUCACAUCAAAAAGUUAAAAUAAAACGGUGAGGAAAACAACAAUACAUAGUAACCCGCACUUGAGCGGUUCUAGUGAGGUCUAUAUUUAUCUGACGAAUGGAGUAUGGGCUAACUUUUACUCGAUCAUGACGAUCAACCCUACCCUCGGCCAUCUGUAUCACGACUUCAGCAUCAGCAACGCGUACACAGCUCUUGAUGCCCAAGAACUUUUUAAAACUAGACAACGGAAUGCGCGCGAAAAACGCCAACUGGACGAGUUUACUAGGUCUUUGAAUAAGGCCCAGGAUAUUAACCUUAGGAGACUGGAACUAGAGGAAAUCAGUGUUCGGCACCAGUUGAAUGACAUUAAUCUUCGUUCUCCUUCACUAAGAACUGGACUCCGGCAGCAGUCGUUAAGGCGGUCUCAAUCUUUCAGCAUCGCCAGCCCCAGCACAUUGUCGUCUGCUUUUCAGUCAAAAUGUGCGUCUGCCGCUCCUUCUCGUGUCUCGUAUUCAUCAUCUCAGAACUCGGGGACAAGCCAGUCUUCCGCUGGAUCAGGGGAGUUUCAACUGAAUCGUAGUAAGUCUCAGAUGUUUGUGCGGAAAGUGAACAAUGUGACAAAAUCUCUAAGCAAACUGUACGAAAAACAGCAACGAAGAAAAGUAGAGAGGGAAAUUCUGCUAAGGAAUGUUAGAAAAGACAAUGAAGAACUUCUUCAGAAAUCGCGAGUGUAUUUUAAAGACUCGGAUAUUACGCAUAAUUUGGAGGAAAUUCUGGGAGAAACUUGCAAUAUCUCAGACGAAACAGUUCCACAAAAGGCAACGGAUAACCCAGCGAAACAGGACGUAGAAUACACAGAACCACUAACUCUCCCAAACAUAAACAACGCCAUAGCCUUGGAAAAAGGGACUAACAGUACUCUGUUUCCAAUGGAUAACCUCUCAACCGAGGUCCAGCCAUCCCGGUCUGACGACUUUGACCUCUCCGAGUUCAAGGUCAGCUCGCGCAGUUCGAGAACGAUACCGGAAGUCUGGCAGUUAUACAAAAAUAAAGUGUCGCAUAAUGACGAAGAUGUCAGGGAGCCUUUGCUGGUAACUAUAACGGCACGGUACAGGAGGACACUAGUGGAUUAGAUAACACUGACUGGGGGAUUUAGGAAUGGUGGUGGAUUAGAAAGCACUAAAGAAUUAAGGAGACUCAGGUGGAUUUAGGAGUGCUGGUGGAAUAGAAUAGACUUAAGGAUUUUGAUGUGCUGGUGGGAUAAAAUACAUUAGAGGAUUUGGCAGCGCUGGUGGAUUUAGAAAACACUGCAGAUAUAUGCUAAUGGAUUUAGAAAUAACUGGCUUAUUUUGGAUAUGAUGAUGGGUUAGAAAACACGAUGUGAUAGAAAUCACCAGCCAGUGAAUUAUAAAAGAUAUACUGUGCACACUAGGGAACAGAUUGAUUAGAACAUAUCUAGUCAAAAAUCCUAUCCCUAGAAUGACACUUAUUGGUAAGAAAAAGUUGCUUGAUUUAGAAAAGCUAAUGUACAAAGAAGGCAGUGCGGGGUAAGAUGUAUCAGAUAAGGAUACAUUGCCUUUUAUUGGAGACUUUAUACUUGAAAUAUUGUACUUGGGUACUUAAUCCAUUAGAACACAAGAGAGAUUUUAGAGAUAACAGAAAUGGGUGGAUCAGACAUUUAACAUCUGGUGCAAUAGAAAGAUGUAAAGUUAACAAUGAUUGUAAAAUUUCUUUUCUAAAAAUUGAGUAUACAUGUUUACUAGUAAAUCGAUUAAACGACAAAGAAUUUA
Messenger RNA from Magallana angulata, 2471 nucleotides. RefSeq lists its product as uncharacterized. Bases 828 to 1814 code for a protein of 328 amino acids. Lineage: Eukaryota; Metazoa; Mollusca; Bivalvia; Ostreida; Ostreidae. The record is from RefSeq and is a predicted model, not a curated record. The transcript has a single exon.